This is a messenger RNA of Cercocebus atys (sooty mangabey), 3542 nucleotides long. It is a transcript of the gene MIER2, whose product is annotated as mesoderm induction early response 1, family member 2. Gene Ontology annotation, cellular component: nucleoplasm. Lineage: Eukaryota; Metazoa; Chordata; Mammalia; Primates; Cercopithecidae. The record is from RefSeq and is a predicted model, not a curated record. Bases 904 to 2433 code for a protein of 509 amino acids. Gene Ontology annotation, biological process: negative regulation of transcription by RNA polymerase II. The transcript is spliced from 14 exons. Gene Ontology annotation, molecular function: histone deacetylase binding; transcription corepressor activity.
CCCCGGGGGGGGGAUUUGAACCCCCGACGCGGACCCGCCUGGCACAAACUGGGCGCAGGGUGCGUGGGUCCGCCGGGGCCUAGAGAGCGUCGGGGCUGAUCUCAGUAGAGUUGGACCAGCCUCUCCCGGGCACGAAGUUACUUCUGGAGCCUCCUCCCUCGUCCUGGAAACAAGCCGGGGGCCAGCUAUAUUUUGGAAUCCAGAAUUUUUGCGAUUUGAGGAUCUGUGGGAUUUUGGACUGUGAUGUUUGAUCACACCCACCUAGGACUGUCUAGGAUAAGACAACAGAUAGCUUCGUGUCAGGUCAAACCAGGAAGGAAGAAACUUUCGCUUUUGGAGCUUUUUUUGAUGUUGGAGUGGUGGAUGAGCCUGUGUGGACUUAACUUUCACCUUAGAGGGUCCCGGUGAAGACGGAAAGAGAGAACGUAGGCGAAGGCGCCGCGGCUGCGAGGUGUCAGUCGGUGGGACUCAGUGCAUGACUUCUGUGUGCAGAAGUUAAGACAGACAGGCAGACUCAAGAGCGGAUCCUGUCUGGGCCGCAGGGGCCCGUAGGAAGAGGUGCCCACCCAGGCGGGCACAGCCGCCUCAUGGGAAGCCGGGAUUGGAACUGCGGCCUGGCCCUGGUGCCACGUUGCGUGUUUAUGUCUUGGCACCAUACGAGUGGGUGUUGUGGAAGGCAGGCCUGGCCAUUCUCUCCCCCUGGUGACGACCUCAGGGGCAGUAACAGGCCCUGUGUUUGUGCCAGAGACGGUGUAGGUGUCUCGAUGCUAGGCCAGAUCUCACCAGGCAGUUCCUUCAUCAAGAGCCUCCUCGCUGGGGAGGCAGAGUCCUCGCGUGGUCUCCUGCCUCGAGCACAGCCUGUGCCCCGGGGAGCCUGGCUUGCAGACAACAGCAGUGGUGUCCAUGGGCUCUGGAGACCAUCAGUUCAACCUCGCAGAGAUCCUGUCACAGAACUACAGUGUUCGGGGAGAGUGCGAGGAGGCCUCGAGGUGCCCAGAGAAGCCCAAGGAGGAGCUGGAGAAGGACUUCAUCUCCCAGAGCAACGACAUGCCCUUCGACGAGCUGCUUGCACUCUAUGGCUACGAGGCAUCAGACCCCAUUUCAGACCGGGAGAGUGAGGGUGGUGACGUGGCCCCUGACCUCCCGGACAUGACCCUGGACAAGGAACAAAUAGCAAAGGAUUUGCUUUCAGGGGAAGAAGAGGAAGAGACACAGUCAUCUGCUGACGACCUCACCCCGUCCGUGACCUCCCACGAGGCCUCCGACCUCUUCCCUAACCGGAGUGGAUCUCAUUUCCUGGCUGAUGAAGACAAAGAGCCUGGCUCUUCUGCCUCCUCUGACACCGAGGAGGACUCUCUUCCUGCCAACAAAUGUAAGAAGGAGAUCAUGGUGGGACCUCAGUUCCAAGCUGACCUCAGCAACCUGCACUUGAACCGGCACUGUGAGAAGAUCUACGAGAAUGAAGACCAGCUGCUCUGGGACCCCAGCGUCCUCCCCGAGAGGGAGGUGGAGGAGUUCCUGUACAGGGCGGUGAAGCGGCGUUGGCAGGAGAUGGCUGGGCCCCAGCUCCCGGAGGGAGAAGCCGUGAAAGACAGUGAGCAGGCGCUGUACGAGUUGGUGAAAUGCAACUUCAACGUGGAGGAGGCCCUGCGAAGGCUGCGGUUCAACGUGAAGGUGAUCCGAGAUGGGCUCUGUGCUUGGAGUGAAGAGGAGUGCAGGAACUUUGAGCAUGGCUUCCGCGUGCACGGAAAGAACUUUCACCUGAUCCAGGCCAACAAGGUGCGCACACGGUCUGUGGGUGAGUGUGUUGAGUACUACUACCUGUGGAAGAAGUCGGAGCGCUACGACUACUUCGCCCAGCAGACACGGCUGGGCCGGAGGAAGUACGUCCCGUCCGGAACCACGGACACAGACCAGGACCUGGAUGGCAGCGACCCCGAUGGCCCGGGCCGUCCGCGCCCAGAGCAGGACACCCUGACUGGGAUGCGCACAGACCCACUGAGUGUGGAUGGCACGGCCGGUGGUCUCGGUGAGCCUGCGGUGGCCUCUGAUGGCCUCCCGUCCUCGGAGCCAGGGCCCUGUUCCUUCCAGCAGCUGGACGAGCCCCCCGUUGGACCCCCGUCCCGUCAGCCUCCAGCCCUGGCCGACCCAGCCUCGUACCCGCCAGCUGGCAUCGCUCCGGAGGCAGACGCCAGCCCAAGGCUGGCUGUGGACUUCGCCCUGCCCGAGGAGCUGCCUCUCAUCUCCAGCCGUGUGGACCUGAGCGGGGACCCGGAGGGGACUGUGGCCCCUGCGCAGGUGGCUUUGUCGGUCACCGAGUUUGGACUCAUUGGCAUUGGGGACGUGAACCCCUUCCUGGCCGCCCACCCCACGUGCCCGGCCCCCGGGCUACACUCGGAGCCCCUGUCACACUGUAACGUGAUGACCUGCUGACUCCUGGCCGCGGGCGGCGUAUGCGGCCCAGACUGGACUUGGCACUGCCGCUGGGCCCGCCUCUGUCAGUCUUCCUGACCCCUUCCCCCGCCCCGGGCCUUGGGGUGGCACCUCCUCUGCUUCUGAACACGUCAGGACUGGUGUGAGGUGGCUGGGCCGUGCGCCCUCGCCCCGGCCAUGCAGACUGGACCCAGAGCCACACCCAACGCCGUCAGCGCCCGGCACUGCCACCCGGGUCCAGGCUGCUGCCUGCACGUGGGAUCCGUCAGGCAGCCGUGGACAGAAAAGACCCGGCCUUUGGGACGCGGGGCAGAGCCGGCCGCCUCGUCCCUUCCAGCCCGCAGAGGCGAGGGAAGGUGUCACUGCCCCGGCGGGGAGAUGGGCAGGACGCCCCGCCCCGCACCAGCAGCCUCCGCCGGGGCACCCUCCGCUCCCUGCUUGGCUCUGUCUCUCCACACCUGGCAGGGCCGCGGGCUGCCCCAGCCCUGGGGGUCGUGGGCAGCUGCUACUCAGUGCCAACCCCGUGGGGCACAGAGCCAUAUACCUCGCUGUCCGGCCCCCAGCCCGGCCUCCCCUCCCACCCCAUCGUCUCCACUUCAGGAAAAGCCGCACUUUACACCCCCACCUGCCUCUUCCCCUCCAUCCCUGCUUCCCGAUCCUGAGCGGUUGGGGUGGGGGCCCCUCAGCAACCCCAGGCGUGGGUUUGAGGAGACAGGUGACUUACACCCCCUUUGCUGUCCUGCCCUGGUACCAAGGCAGGGAGCCUCGAGAGGAGCUGGCCCUGCCGGCCGUGCAGGGGCCGGACUCCAGCCUGUUUCCCAGCCCUGCAGGUCUUCCUUCUGUGGGAAGCUUCCCAGCAAGAUGGCUUGGAGUCCUGGUCCCUCUUCCCCGGCCCCUUGUCUGUUUCUGUUUCUGUUUACACGUUGGUGUGGGGUCCUCCGUGGGCCGCGGCGCGCCCUGUCCCGGGCGUCGUCCAGCCUCCUGUGCUCGAGCCCCUUUCUGAGUUGGACUCGACCAUCCCUCACCCCACCAAGGACCACACUGUGAAGUGAUAACUGCCUUGAACCCCCCCUUGCUGUUUUAUUUAUUAAACUUGAUUUGAAGCCCGG